GAGAGAAUAAGGAAUAAGACUCAAGAGCCUAGAAUAAAAAAAGAAAAUUACCAACUUUUUUCUCAAAAUUCCCGUCUUUUUUUCUCUUUUCUUUAUUGCCUUAUCAUACUUUGUUUAUCGCAGAGGCUUCUAAAUUUAAAGGAACAUUCCAGGGUCUUUAUUCCCAACACCAAAAUGUUCUUAUGAAAACGAUUUUCGAUUUUUGUCAGGUGUUAUAUGGAAACAUGAAUAUGGGCGACGAAGAGAGAACCUUAUUCGUUCUCAAGAGUACAUUGUUCCCCUGUUUCGAGAAUAAGCAUCCAGAGCCUAGAAUAAAACAGAACAUUAUCAAUUUUCAAUAGAUUAUUCCUUUUUGUUUCCCUUUUUUCAAUGUCAAUUUUUCACUAUUCCAGGCUCCUUUUUUUUUUGUUAAAAAAAAACAACUCUUCGAGAGCCUGGAACUUAAAAAGUACCAAAAGAAUAUGGUACCAGUAAAUCAUCACCCCAAUUGAUUAAUCAAUAAUGUCAAUACAUAAUAUUUUGUCAAAACAUUUUUUUUUUUUUCAACAAAAAUUAACGAGUACAUGCAAAUAAGAGACUUGAAAGCCGGAUGGAAAAUCAACAAUGGAGAUUCAUGCCCAUGGAAAUACUGGGCAUUGUUUUCCGGUACCUGAUGCGCAGACGGGACAAACUGGCCUUCAUUUUAGUUUGUCCAGAGUGGAUGGAAGCGGUCGAUUUUAAAGUCUUUUGGGCGAAAUUCAUUGUUAAGAUUGACGAAGACUUUUCUGAGCCUAGUUUAAUUUACUUAACUCAAAAAUAUUACAAAUACAUUACAAUAUUGGAAAUUGGAUGGGGCAAUACAAGAAAUCACAGCUUAUUUUUUAUGAGAUUUAGGGAUAUUAUCAAAAGAGUGGGCAGAUUUUUUACGAUAUUGUACGAACAUUACGUCCAACUACAUAGGCUUAAUAUUUUCGAUUGGUACGAUGUACAUGCCUUAAGAAAAUUAAGCUAUUUGCUGAUGAGAUUUAUGAAGAGGCAAUAUUAUUUAAAAGCAGUCACCCUCAACAACGCAAAUUUCCCCGACAUAGCAUUCUCAAAUAGCUUAUUAGCAUUUCUACGAUCAAAAUCAAGCCUAAAACACAUGACCCUACAUUUUUCCACUUUCAAUGCCAGGAAACUAUUCGACUGUUUCGCCUUUAGCACAACAAUGGAGCUGUUUCAAAACUUAGAAAUAAUCAGCAUCGAUUGCUGGAUUUUCUACAAAUUUUUCGACAAACUCCAAAUGAAGUUCAACAAAGUAAGACUAAUUUACUUGUACUUGGAUUAUACGUUCAAAAAAGCCGAACCUGUCAUUAGAAUUCGUCAAUGCCAAUGGGAAAAGUUUCACGAAUAUUUUCCUCAUGCGGUUGUUAAUUAUAUCAUCGAUAGGCCGAUGAAGGAUAAACAAUUCGAAGGGAUUUUACAAAGCCAAUACAUUUUGGUGUCGUUUAUAUGGAACUAUUAUCCUUACAAGGAAAGUUGUUUGGUUGAUUGUUACCAAUGUUUGCAGAGAAUCGUGGAUUUACAAUCAGAAAACAUAGAGUAUAUCAAUUUGACUUUGCCUACGGACGAUUUGGAUACUUUGCAGUACAAAUUGAGAAGUUUUAAGAGAAUUUGUUCCAAGCUCAAGUCGUUUUUGUUGAACAACGAGGAACUAAUGGUGAAAAAACCAAUAUUUUCGAAAUAA
Ceutorhynchus assimilis (cabbage seed weevil) is the source of this 1705-nucleotide messenger RNA. NCBI's taxonomy places the organism in Eukaryota, Metazoa, Arthropoda, Insecta, Coleoptera, Curculionidae. The record is from the annotation of a GenBank genome assembly.